Messenger RNA from Colletotrichum abscissum, 267 nucleotides. RefSeq lists its product as uncharacterized. The record is from RefSeq and is a predicted model, not a curated record. Lineage: Eukaryota; Fungi; Ascomycota; Sordariomycetes; Glomerellales; Glomerellaceae. The transcript has a single exon. Bases 1 to 267 code for a protein of 88 amino acids.
AUGCCAGUCUACCCAAGAAACCAGAGACCCCUCCACGCGGCCCUCGCUGCAGACAGACAGCGUGCUCUCGAAAAAGCAAAGAUGAAGGCUGCAUCAGCCGAAAAGACAGAGGACGGCUUUGGCGGACGUAACGAUUCGAAGACGCGAGACAAUAUGGAAGUGGUCGGCACUAAGAAAGCUAGAAAAUGGCUCGGCAGCUUCCACAUAACCUCGAAGACCUCGAACGAGAACUCAAAGCCUCGCACAUCAGACUACCAAAGCCUGUAA